This is a messenger RNA of Brugia pahangi, 3330 nucleotides long. The record is from the annotation of a GenBank genome assembly. Lineage: Eukaryota; Metazoa; Nematoda; Chromadorea; Rhabditida; Onchocercidae.
AUGAAGAAAGAAAUCUUAGCAGAAGAACAGUUGGCAGUGGAUAAUUCAAAAAAUGAUUCUGCUGUUGAAACAAGUAUAAAUUCAACAGGUGGAUAUGGAGAGGCUCGACCGGAUAGGAACAGUCGACAAGGAAGUAUUAUCAUUGGACUCGAUAAGGAAGAUGAUUCUCGUCGUUUUUCGAUGUUGUGGGACUCAUUCAAAGCAAGGAAAAGCAUUGGCGGAAAUAACUUGGCUUUGUUUGAAGAGCCAAGUGAACCUUUUAUUAGCUCCUACCUCAGGGGUUAUACGACACCAGGCCCAUUAGAACGUGAGAAAAGUAAGCAUGCUAAGGCAGAACUUGGUGUCAUGCUGGGUGUUUAUCUACCAACAAUUCAACAUAUCCUUGGUGUAACUAUGUUUAUACGUCUUUUCUGGAUGGUGGGUAUCGCUGGUAUCGCUCAAACCUUCUUCCUACUGUUUAUCUGCUGUCUUUGUACCUUUUUGACAAGCAUAAGCUUGUCAGCUAUAGCAACAAAUGGUGUCGUAGAAAGUGGCGGUGCAUAUUUCAUGAUUUCGCGAAAUCUUGGACCUGAAUUUGGCUCAGCUGUUGGCAUAUUGUUCUAUUUGGCUAAUACCGUUGCUACAGCGAUGUAUCUCGUUGGCGGUGUCGAAAUAUUACUGCUUUACAUAUUUCCUGGUUUGACAAUCGGUGGUACAGAAGUUCAUUCAGACACAGGAUUGAUGGGUUGGAUGUCGCAUAACUUGCGAUUUUACUCAACCAUUUUGUUGCUGCUAGAAUUUUCAAUUGUUGCGAUGGGGGUUAAAUUCGUCCAGCUGUUUGCACCGAUAUCACUGUUUUGUGUUAUCCUAUCAAUCUUCGCUUGUUACGCUGGUGGGAUCGAAAAAACGAUCACGUCGUCUGAUGCGCAACAUGUAUGCAUGUUGGGUAAACAUUUAUUACAAGCACGGAUCGUUUUACCUGAUGACGCCCCGCUUUCUGAUAUUUGCAAUUAUUGUAAUGCUUCUGUGCCCGGACCUUUACUAAAUUAUUUUUGUCCAAAUGGUGAAUGCUCUGAAAUGUUCGUUAAAAAUGAUUUACGUUGCAUAAAUGGUUUUCCAGGAUUUGGAAGCAGUGCAUUUGUCGAUAAUUUGGGUCCAAAUUAUGUUGGCAAAAAUGAAUAUCUAAGGGGAAAAUUAGCUGACCGAAAUGUAGAAGUAUUCCAGGACGUUAAGACAACAUUUUUCAUGCUGCUUGCCAUUUAUUUUCCGGCAGUAACUGGAAUUCUCACCGGUGCUAACAUGAGCGGAGAUUUAAAGAAUCCAAAUUUCUCAAUCCCAGCUGGUACUAUUGCUGCUCAAUUAACGACAUCAUUCAUCUAUUUCUCGCUUGCGUUGGUUUUUGGUGCCACAAUUAAUGGUGCUAUAUUGCGAGACAAAUAUGGACAGUCAUUACGUGGUGGCAUGAUCGUUGCUAAUUUAGCUUGGCCAACAGAAUGGCUUUUAUUAGUUGGUUCAUUCCUGUCGACAUUUGGUGCUGCUCUCCAGUGUCUCUGCAGUGCGCCACGUCUCCUACAGUCAAUUGCUAAAGAUGAUGUGAUACCAGUUUUGAAACCAUUUGCAAAAGUUACGUCCAAAAAUGAGCCAUUUAAAGGAUUGGUAAUAACGAUCAUAAUAGCGGAAUUAUCAAUACUGAUGGGUGCAAUGGAUCAUAUAGCCGCCGUGGUUGAUUUCUUCUUCUUAAUGUGCUACGCAUUUGUGAAUUUAAUCUGUGCAUUACACUCACUACUCGGUGCACCCAACUGGAGACCGCGAUUCAAAUUCUACCACUGGUCUUUAGCAUUACUUGGCGCAGGACUGUGUUUUUUCAUCAUGUUUAGUACCCAUUGGGACUAUGCAAUUGUUUCAUGUGUGCUUUGUCUUGUUAUAUACAAAUAUGUGGAAUGGAAAGGCGCUAAGAAAGAAUGGGGCGAUGGAAUCCGUGGCUUAGCCUUGACAACAGCGCAAUAUUCGCUGAUGAAAAUUAAUGAGAAAGACCCACAUCCAAAGAAUUUCCGGCCACAGUUAUUAUUGCUUCUGUCAAUGCCUUGGUCCAAAGAACUUGUUGAUAUGCGCUAUUUGAACCUGAUCAAUUUAGCAUCACAGCUUAAAGCUAGUCGUGGCUUAACCAUUGUUGUCGCAUUUAUACGUGGCAAUCCUUUAGUUAUCGAUGAUAGGAAAAAGGCAGAGGAGGUAAAAGCACGAAUGGAAUUCGAUAUGAAUCAAAUUAGACUUCGUGGCUUCGCAAAAACAUUGGUGUACGGUGAAACACAAAUUGGAGGAAGUGUUUCAACAUUAAUUCAAAGUGUUGGAAUGGGUGGAUUACGACCAAAUACGCUUCUAUUAAGUUGGCCUGUUCACACUCAUGGCUCUUUAUGUGAAGCUAUUGAUUCGGAAUAUCAUACAUUUACAGAUAAAUUGCAUGCUGGUGUUGCAACGGAUAUGUGCCUAGUUGUUGCUAAAGAUAUUGUUAAUUUCCCAGUUUCUGCUAUUCGCCUUUCUGGAACCAUUGACGUGUACUGGAUUGUACAAGAUGGCGGUCUAUGUAUACUUGUCGCUUACUUGUUGACUCAAAGCAAAGUAUGGCGGGGAUGCAAACUUCGAGUGAUAGCAAUUGCACAGGAAAUGGAUAAUAACACAAAACUGCAAGCAGAUCUUCAGAAAUAUGUUUAUCAGCUAAGGAUUGAUGCCAGAAUAAUGGUCAUAGAACUAUCAGAUCCUAAAAUUUCAAAAAAUGCGUUCGAAAGAACACUUCUUAUGGAGGAAAGGACUCGAUAUAUGCACGAAAUGUAUGAAAUAAAAGAGAAAUUAAAUAAAAUAUCGCCUUCGAUUUUGGCAGAAAUGAAGCAAAAUGGCAAGUUGAAUGGUGACGAUAACGAUACAGACAAUGAGACAAAGGGGAAGACUGAUGAUAAUGAAGAAACGCCGGCAUCGUCGAAAGAGAAAGUAUCCUCAGCAAAGAAAGUAGCAUCGUCUCUAGAAAAAAUGCCAUCAAGCCAUGAUGAAAAGCGAGUGACAAUAGCAGAAUCGAAAAAUGAAAUAGUUGGAGAAAAUAACAAAGAUGAACGCGACAAAAAAUUCAGGAUGCUGGACAAAAAAAAAGUACGUAAAAUGCACACAGCAGUUCGACUAAAUGAAUUAAUUCUUGCAAAUUCAGCUGAUAGUCAGCUAGUGCUGCUCAAUUUACCGAAGCCUCCCGUUGCCAAAGAAGGCCUUGAUGAUUACAUGCACUAUCUUGAAGUAUUGUCUGAUAAAAUUCCUCGUAUUUUAUUUAUUCGAGGAACAGGCAAAGAAGUUAUCACGACAUAUUCUUGA